AUGAAAUCCUCAUGCAUGAUCUCAAAUUCAAUUCCCGAUGAAAAGAUGAUAAAAGAUUCCAACUUAAUUGAACAGGUCACCCUGUUUCAACAACAACAAGUUCAUGCUACCGAAUGGAUGGAUGACAUGGUUUUUCAUAUUUUACAAUUUAUAGAUUCCGAAACCAUUUUCCGAGUGUGUAUGUUCCUUUCAAAACAAUGGUAUUUAAAAUCUCUUGAAAUUCCAUUGAAGAUUACAAAACGAAACAAGAUUCUUGAUGAUCUUUUUCUACCUUUAAUGGUUUCAUGUAAAAAUAUUAAACAUUUGACCUCUCUUGAUUUGAGUGAGAAUAAUCUCUCACAUGAAUCGAUCGUUGCGCUCACUUCAAGUCAAUAUUUGAACCAUCUCAAAGAGUUAUUUUUAGGAUCCAAUCCACUGAUGAAUGAGAGUGUGAUUGAGAUUGCAAAGAAUGAAAACUUUUCAAACUUGACCUCUUUGAACAUUGAAGGUAAUUGGUUGAGAGUGAGUGGAUAUAAAGCCAUUGCAAAGAGUAAAUAUUUGAAAAAUUUAAAGUCUCUUCAUAUGGGAAUGGUUCGAGUUGGCAAUGAAGGAGUUGAAAUUCUUGCUAGGAGUAAAAAUAUGUGCAAUCUUACUGAACUACAUUUGAAUGGUCCACAAAUCACUGUGAUUGGAAUACAAGAACUGGUGGCAUCUACUUGUCGUUUCGCUGAAAAUUUAUUGACACUUGACUUGCAACACACUCAUCUGAAAGAUGAAGGAAUAGCGAUGCUUGUGGGAUGUGAAAGGAUGAGAAAUCUUACCUCCCUCGAUCUCUAUCACACAGAAAUUACAGAGAAGGGAGUUUUAGCAAUUACGGACAGUCCAUUCAUGAAAAAUCUCACCUCUUUGAAUAUUGGUGGAAAUGACAUUGAAAGUGUCCAUUCAAUAGCCAAAAGCGAAAACAUGAAAAAUUUAAAGAAACUGAAUGUCAAAGAAUCAAGCUUGAAGGCGCAUGGAAUUGGUCAUCUCGCUUCGAGUCCAAAGAUGCAAAAUUUGGUGAAUUUACAUGUGAGUUUUUGUUCAGUGAUGAGUGAAGGGCUGAAAUGGAUCAGUGAAAGUGAACCUUUGAAAAACUUGACCAAAUUGUCAGUCGACUAUUGUCGCAUCGAUAUCGAUGGUGUUCGAUCAUUGACAGAAAGCAAAUUUUUAAGGUUGAAAAAACUCGAGUUAUCAGGAAAUAGAAUGGAUGAUCAGGCAGCUCAGCUGAUCGCCCGCAGUGAAAAUAUGAAACAAUUGACCAAAUUGAGUUUAAGUAUGAACAAAAUUAGGUCAGAAGGAAUGAAACACAUUGCACAGAGCCCAUAUUUAAAGAAUUUAAAGAUUUUAAAUUUAGGAACCAAUUCGAUUGGAGACAGUGGUGUCGCAUUUAUUGCAAGUAGCUCAUUCUUGACAGGUUUGACGAGUUUGGAUUUGUCAUGCAACAGUAUAACAGAUGAUGGCUUUCAUGCAAUUUCAAAAAGUGUUACUUUGGAAAAUUUGACAUCCCUCAAGUUAGAGUACAACGAACAUUCUGAAGAAGGUUUGAAAUUUAUUGCCUUUAGUGAAUGCUUAACUUCAAAACUUGUUGAUUUAAAUAUUUGUACAGAGUCUUUUGACGAAAAGAAACGAUUCAAGAAUGUUUCUCUUUCAUCCAUUUCUUUGAGAAAAUUGAGAAAUGUCAUGUUGAGUUUCGAACCAAUUUCAAGCAACGAUCAUACUACUAGUUCUCGGUGGUACUUGACUGCUCUUUCUGUACUGAUUGCUUUAAUGUCAUUGAGUUUCUUGUAUCACCUCAGAUGA
Molecule: messenger RNA, 1818 nt
Organism: Naegleria fowleri
Lineage: Eukaryota; Heterolobosea; Eutetramitea; Acrasida; Naegleriidae
Exons: 1
Coding region: 1-1818 (605 amino acids)
Molecular function (GO): protein binding
Source: RefSeq, a predicted model, not a curated record